Molecule: messenger RNA, 1431 nt
Organism: Psylliodes chrysocephalus
Lineage: Eukaryota; Metazoa; Arthropoda; Insecta; Coleoptera; Chrysomelidae
Source: the annotation of a GenBank genome assembly
AUGGCAGAUAAUGACGGAAGUACUUCAAGCCAAAAAUCUAGUCGUUUUAAACAAACAAACUUGGAAUGCAAAAAUCUUUACGAUUACCUAAAAUCUCGUUCUUCGCAAGUAUUAGAGAAGCUCUACAAUCAUCCAACGAUAUGUCUAGCAAUAUACAGAGAGUUGCCCGAUUUAGCAAAACAAUAUGUCAUAAGAUUAGUGUUUGUUGAACAACCCGUUCCUCAAGCAGUGGUGGCUUCUUGGGGUUCACAGGUUUUUUCCAAAGAACAUAAUUUCGCGAGCACUGUGUUGGCGGAGUUAACCCUGUGGCAGGAGGCAGCUAUACCAGGAGGUCUAUUGGGCUGGAUCCUGUCUCCUACUUUUAAAAGAAAUCUCAAAGUUGCUUUGCUGGGAGGUGGAAAAGCUUGGAGCAUGUCUUCAGCACUAGAAGCUGAUUCAAAAGCUAGAGAUGUUGCCUUUUUGGAUACUUAUUCACAGGAAAGAUGGGAAUGUGUUUUACAUUAUAUGGUGGGCUCUCAACAACAAGAAGGCAUAUCUGCUGAUGCUGUUAGAAUUUUAUUACAUGCUGGUCUAAUGAAAAGGGAUGAAGAAGAUGGAAGCCUUGUUAUAACAAGGCAAGGAUUUCAGUUUCUGUUACUCGAUAGGCAAGCCCAAGUUUGGCAUUUUUUACUGCAGUAUUUAGAUACAGUUGAGGAAAGAGGUUUAGAUUUAGUGGAAUGUCUAACUUUUUUAUUUCAACUCAGUUUUAGUACACUAGGUAAAGAUUACAGUACAGAGGGUAUGAGUCCAGGUUUAUUAAUUUUUUUACAACAUUUGAGAGAAUUUGGUUUAGUUUAUCAAAGAAAAAGAAAGGCUGGUAGAUUUUACCCUACCAGAUUAGCUCUUAAUAUCACUAAUAGCCACAAUAAAUCAACUCCUGAUAUAGAAGAGGAUCAUCCUAAAGGUUACAUUGUUGUAGAAACUAACUAUAGGAUAUAUGCUUAUACAGAUUCAAAUUUACAAGUAGCACUUGUAGCCCUUUUUACAGAGUUGAUGUACAGAUUUCCUAAUUUAGUAGUUGGAUUAAUAACCAGAGAAUCUGUAAGACAAGCUUUAAGAGGGGGGAUAACAGCAGAUCAAAUAAUAGGUUUUUUAAAACAACAUGCCCAUCCUCAAAUGCUUAAUGCUGAAGCUAAACAACCUCUACCUCCAACUGUAGUGGAUCAAAUUAAACUGUGGGAGCUAGAAAGAAAUAGACUGACUUAUAGUGAAGGAGUGUUAUAUAGUCAAUUUUUAUCUCAGGCUGACUUUAAUGUGCUCAAAGAGUAUACAGAGUCUAAUGGGGUACUUAUUUGGUGUAAUAAAGAAAAAAGAACUUUAGUUAUUAAUAAAUCAGCACAUGAUGAUGUAAAAAAGUUUUGGAAAAGAUACUCAAAGGGUAAUUAGUGUUGG